Messenger RNA from Dacryopinax primogenitus, 588 nucleotides. RefSeq lists its product as uncharacterized. NCBI's taxonomy places the organism in Eukaryota, Fungi, Basidiomycota, Dacrymycetes, Dacrymycetales, Dacrymycetaceae. The record is from RefSeq and is a predicted model, not a curated record. Bases 1 to 588 code for a protein of 195 amino acids. The transcript has a single exon.
AUGUGGGUCGAUGUGAAGAAGGCAUUCGUACGCAAGUGGGCCGCGUUCUUCAACGGACUGGAGGAUCGUCACGGCCUCAACCCGCUGAACAAAGAUCACCUCUGGCUCCUGCAGUGGCUAUUCCUGCCGGACAUCAAUGACGAUGCAACGCAGUUUCAGAAUCAGUGGAACUUUCACACCCUGUCGCUGGCUGAAGGCAACCGUCGCCCGGUCGAUCUCUUCAUCAGCGGCUGUAUCGAGUCCGGAGCCAGAGGCAUCGACAUGGAUAUGGGCGAGGAUCCGCAAUAUACUUGCGAUCCUCAACGAUAUAGGGCUGAAGGAGAGAUACCAGCAGCCGGUUCUGUCGAAGGUAUCAUACCCAAUCCUGGGUUCAACUCGUCAACUGAGCCUCCUUCUCGAGGAGACGAAUUGCCACACCGUCUCAACACGGUCGACUUGCCUGUGCCCCGUUGUCGACUGACUCCUCGUCAGCUGCUGGAGCUGAAGAGGAGCAUAGAGCUGUAUUCCUCCAGAUCCGAUGACAUCGCGCUGACGGAAAGAUGGAGAGUUUCUCUACGGGCUUGCACAUCUUUCAACCUGAUGGAUUAG